AUGAAUAAAGAGAGUUCUAGCGCAAUUACGAUGAUCGAGCAAAGUGAUUCUGAAGAUGUUUCAUCUUUAAAAAGUCUUUCUAGAACUCAACUUGCACAUAUAGCAGACGAUACUUUGAACAAGCUCAAAGCUGGCUGGUACCGUUCAUCUCAAGGUCCUCGGAUUAAUCUUGCCGAAGAUGUCAUAUUUUCUGUGGAGAACAGUGUUCUUUACACAGAAAAUGAUCUAGAAAACACAAAGAAAUUAAUCUUAACUACUAAUGAAACAAGUUCAACAUCAUUCGCAAUGGCUACAUCUUCAUGUCCAAAAAUAGAAGUUCGUCAUUGUACAACUUUACAAGCAGCUCAAUCUUUAGUUGCUGAGAUAGGUGAAGAUCGUGUUGGAGUAUUAAAUUUUGCAUCUGCUAAAAAUCCAGGAGGAGGUUUUCUAAGAGGUAGCAAUGCACAAGAAGAAUCACUUGCAAGAUCUUCAUCACUUUAUUCCACACUUACUCAAACUAGAUUUUUUACGGAAUAUUAUGGUUACAACAGACGUGGUAAAAGCGGUGUCUACAGUCAUCGGAUCAUCUAUUCACCAAGAGUAACUAUUUUCAAAGAUGAUAAUGGAAAUUUAUUAUUUUCUCCGUAUCAUGUUGGUAUAGUAACAGUUCCUGCUCCUAAUGCUAGUGUUGUUCGUCAAGCAGAACUAGUUAAAAGUACUAUGAUGGAACGUAUUAGACAUUUAUUGAAUGUUUUCGAAGCCAACAAACACGAUAGUCUUGUAUUAGGAGCAUUUGGUUGUGGUGUUUUCAAAAAUGAUCCAUUCGAUGUGGCUACUAUGUUUCGACAAUAUUUAGAAUUGGAUGAGUUCAGAAACUCUUUUAAACGAAUCAUAUUUGCAGUUUUCAAUGUUGACAUGUGUCAAAUAUUUAAGCAAGUAUUCACUGAUUCCGAUUUUGUUACAGCAACACAUACAUCUUGUUAUUUUCAUUUCACACAAGCCAUUUAUCGAGCGAUACAACGAGUCGGUUUAUCAACAAGUUAUAAUAAUAAUGAUGAUGUUAAACAAUAUUGUCGAAAGUUGAUGGCUCUUUCCCUAUUGCCAGAAGCUAUUAUUGAAAAUACAUAUGAUGAAUUAAUUGCAGCAAUGUCAAUAAACUUGAAAAACGUACUGAAUGAUUUAAUGGAAUAUUUUCAAGAGCAAUGGUUUGUGAAAGUUUCGAUUUCUCAAUGGUGUGUUCAUGGUAUGAAUAUGAGAACCAAUAAUAAUGCCGAGGCAUUUCAUAGUCGUUUUAAUCGUCGAGUACAAGUUAAUCAUCCAAAUAUUUGGUCGUUUAUAAAAUUUCUACAAGGAGAAGAGAAUCGUUUUCAUCAUAUGCGUAUUCAAUUUAGUGCAGGCUUAGGACCAAGACCAAAGCAAGCAAAAACAAUUGCUAUUCAACGUCGUAUAGAUAAUCUUGGUGAACGAUAUUAUGACUGUGCUAUAAAUGCUAUGGAAUACUUAGAUGGAUUAUCAUUUAUAGUUGCUAAACGAAAAAAAUGA
Molecule: messenger RNA, 1521 nt
Organism: Rotaria sp. Silwood2
Lineage: Eukaryota; Metazoa; Rotifera; Eurotatoria; Philodinida; Philodinidae
Source: the annotation of a GenBank genome assembly